CUAUCCUGGCCUUAUAUAAAUCCCAACAUAGACUCCAUCACAACCCACUGGUUUUUGUCAAAAAAAAAAAAAAAGAAGGAAAAAAAAAAACCACCAGUUUUGUCACCAUAACCAAUCAAACAAUGGAAGAUCCCAUAAUAUUAUACACAUCCCUUUCCCUCAUCAUCCUCCUAAUAGCUCUCAAGCUCAUCCUCCAAACCCAAACCCCAAAAAAGAACCUCCCACCAAGUCCACUGGCUCUUCCGGUCAUCGGUCACCUCCACCUCCUGAAACCCCCCAUCCACCGCACCUUCCACCGCCUCUCCCAAAAAUUCGGCCCCGUUUUCUCCCUCUGGCUUGGCUUCCGCCGCGUCGUCGUCGUCUCCUCCCCCUCCGCAGUCGAGGAAUGCUUCUCCAAAAACGACGUCGUCCUCGCCAACCGCCCUCCCCUCAUCAUGGGGAAGUACAUCAGCUACAACCACACCACCAUCGUCGCCGCCCCCUACGGCGACCACUGGCGCAACCUCCGCCGCAUCGGCACCCUCGAGAUCUUCUCCUCGGCGCGUCUAAACAACUUCCUCGUUUCUAGAAGGGACGAGGUCAAGCGCCUGCUCCGGCGAAUCUCCGUGAACUCGCUUCGAGCCUCCGGAAAGGUCCAGCUGAAAUCGGUUUUUCAGGAGCUGACGCUGAACAUCAUAAUCAGAAUGGUCGCCGGGAAGAGGUACUACGGUGAAGACGUGGCGGACGAGGAUGAGGCGACGAAGUUUCGGGAGAUCAUGAAGGAGGUUUUCGAGAAUGGUGGGGCCGGGAAUCCCGCCGAUUUCUUGCCUAUUUUGAAUUGGAUUCCGGAAGGUUACGAGAAGAGAAUCAAGAGGCUGGCGAAGAGGACGGACUCUUUUCUGCAGAGUUUGAUCGAGGAGCAUCGGAGUAGGAAAGAGAGUAAGAACACCAUGAUUGAUCAUUUGCUUUCUUUGCAGGUGUCGCAGCCUGAGUAUUACACCGACCAGAUUAUCAAAGGCUUCGUACUGAUAUUGUUAUUGGCCGCAACGGAUACAUCAGCGGUGACGCUAGAAUGGGCAAUGUCCAAUCUGCUUAACCAUCCCAACAUCCUUAAAAAGGCUAAAGCCGAAUUGGAUGCUCAAAUUGGUCAACAACAAUUGGUCGAAGAGUCGGAUCUCUCAAAACUAAAUUACCUCCAAAACAUCAUCUCCGAGACUCUUCGGCUAUAUCCAGCGGCUCCAAUGCUUGUACCUCACUACUCAUCCGACGACUGCACCAUCGGUGGAUACGACGUGCCACGUGGAACAAUACUAUUGGUCAAUGCGUGGGCGAUACAUAGAGACCCCAAGUUGUGGGACGAUGCGGAGAGUUUUAUACCCGAGAGGUUUGAGAAUGGGGAGAGCGAGAGUUACAAGCUAUUUCCAUUUGGGCUUGGAAGGAGGUCUUGUCCCGGAAUAGGCCUGGCCCAGCGUGUUGUGGGCUUGACUUUGGGCUCGUUGAUUCAGUGCUUUGAGUGGGAGAGGACUAGCGAGGAAGAAGUUGAUAUGGCUGAGGGUAAAGGGCUCACAAUGCCCAAAGUAGUGCCAUUGGUGGCCGUGUGUAAAGCACGGCCCAUUAUGAACGUUGUUCUCUCUGAAGCCGUUGAUGAUAUUUAGUUGAAGGAAAAAUAUAAGAUUGCUGUUGUAAUUUUCAUGUAAGAAACAUUUCGAGUAUCUAGGUAAGUACUGAAAUACUGCAUUGAUCA
This is a messenger RNA of Morus notabilis, 1723 nucleotides long. RefSeq names its product cytochrome P450 81E8. Gene Ontology annotation, molecular function: iron ion binding; heme binding; oxidoreductase activity, acting on paired donors, with incorporation or reduction of molecular oxygen. The transcript is spliced from 2 exons. Lineage: Eukaryota; Viridiplantae; Streptophyta; Magnoliopsida; Rosales; Moraceae. The coding region runs from base 123 to 1634 and encodes 503 amino acids. The record is from RefSeq and is a predicted model, not a curated record.